UUUUUGUUUAAUUUCUAUUUUACAUACCUUAUUUUUUUUGCGUUCUCCUUUUAAAAGGGAUCUGUGAAGUUCUUCUGUUCAUGCAGUAAUAAUGGCUCAAAGAGGAGCUCAUGCUCUCCUUCUGUUGGCUCUCUGUGCUCUUCUGUAUCAAUCAGCAGGAGCUUCAUCAGAUGCAUGGGAUAUAACUGAAGCAGAAGAGAGGGAGUUGGAGAGACAACUCAAAACCCUCAACAAGCCUUAUGUCAAAUCCUUCAAGGAUGAGUAUGGGAUCACGUUUGACUGUGUUGAUUUCUACAAGCAACCAGCUUUUGAUCACCCUUUGCUCAAAAAUCUCUCUCUUGAGUUCAAACCUACAUCAACUCGAGAUGGCAUGGACAAGAAGCCAUCAUCAUCAGAAACCCUAAAGUCGCCUAAAAGAUGUCCUGAAGGCACUGUUCUUAUCAGAAGAAUAAAAAGGGAGGAUUUGAUAAGAGCAAAGCGUUACACACAACAAGUCCAAGCCAUACGACCACAAGAUACCAACACUGAUGAACACUCCGCUGGAGUGAGAUUCACAAGUGGAGGUGGACCAAUGUACUACGGUGCAGAGGCUUCCUUGGACGUUUUCCAACUCAAAGGCCUUUUGAACAACCAAGCGAGUGCCAGCCAAAUCAUUCUGACCAAAGGCGAAAAAGGGCCUAGAAACUCCUUGAAUGCGGUCCAUGUCGGGUACCAUGUUGAUUUCACCGUGGAGGGGGACAACUUGACUCACUUCUUCACAUACUGGACUUCGAAUGGGUACCUAGGUACUGGUUGCUAUAACAUGCUCUGCUCCGGGUUUCUCCAAGCAAGUAGAGAAUUGGCUCCAGGGCAGGUCUACACAGGAAAUAGCUUGACACUCAAGAUUUAUAAGGAUCGUCUUGGCAACUGGAACCUGGACAGGGAUAGUGAAAGGAUCGGGUUUUGGCCGAAGGCGAUCUUCAGCAACAUGGGGGAUGCUUCUAUGGUGGAAAUGGGUGGAAAUGUUCGCUCGCCCAUGGGCUUGGCGAGUCCGGCUAUGGGCAGUGGAAAAGCGGUUAAAGCAGUCAUGAGGGACAUCAACAUGGUGGAUGGACAAGGCAAUCUGUAUCGAGCAGACUCGAGCAAAUUGAAGCUGAUAAAUGAUCUUGGCCCGCCCUACUACAUUGCUAAUUAUGACUCGUUUAACUUGUAUUAUGGUGGCCCUGGAGGAUGGAAGAAAGCUUGAAUCAUGCAGUAGUGGGGUGCUAUAUCUUCAGCUCAAAUACAGGAAUGCUUCGAAAGAAAAAAUUGUCCUCGGAAUGAAUCCAUAAACUAUCACUUUUUAUGUUCUAGACGAUCAACUUGGCUAUUAUGUUUCUAAACAAGACAGGAAAAUAAUGCGUUGCCCCAAAGAAAAUCGUCUGGCUACCAAUUUAGUUAACAGUAUGCAAUAACUAGACCAGAAUACGCGAGAUGUAUAACAUAAAGCUCGCAAAAACAGUCGGUCUUCAAUGGCAAGAGUAAGAUAGCAUAGCAAAUAGAUGAAGAAUGAAUCAAAUGCUAGUAGUCCAAUUUACGCAUGAAUUGAGAGAAUUAAAUAUGGACUAAACCUAUUAAACAUGAAGCUAUUCUCUAACACUACCAAGAAACUGUUACCACUCAGAGUGAAGCAGGAGCAUGCGUGUGUGCGCGUGCGCAGGUGAAUCCAACCUAUUCAAUAAACAGGAAGACUAACGCACACAUUUCACAAUGAUGAAAAUGACUAAUAAUACUACUAAAGCAACUGAGAAACUUGAAGAUGCAAGUUCUGGAUUGAAGGUUGGACUAUAGUUGAUGAGGAUCAAUUAUCUACUUCAAGGAGAUAAAAUGUUGGAAGCAGAUUGACUUGUUGUCCACUU
Molecule: messenger RNA, 1877 nt
Organism: Zingiber officinale
Lineage: Eukaryota; Viridiplantae; Streptophyta; Magnoliopsida; Zingiberales; Zingiberaceae
Exons: 7
Coding region: 92-1225 (377 amino acids)
Source: RefSeq, a predicted model, not a curated record